UAAUGACUCCGUCCCCUUAUUUCUGGGAAAGGGCUCCUAAAUAGCAUUUGCAAUUAACAAAAAGAUUAUAACACUAAUUUCACAAACUCUAAAACACUCAGGGGACAACCUCCUUAUUGACAAUUCAUCAACAAUACAAAUAACAACAACAACAAAAUACAAGGAAAAAUCCUGCCUAUUGGCCCCAACAUAGGGAGUCCUGGGUAUAAAAAGCCCAGAUGGCAAGAAGUCAUCACAUCCUGAGAGCCUCGCCUGUGACCAGGACCCGCCUCCACACCUGACACCAUGACCCACUCCUGCUGCUCCCCCUGCUGCCAGCCCACCUGCUGCAGGACCACCACCUGCAGGACCACCUGCUGGAAGCCAGCCUGCAUCUCCAGCUGCUGCAGCUCCCCCUGCGGCCAGCCCAGCUGCUGUGGACAGACCAGCUGUGGCUCCAGCUGCUGCCAGCCCUGCUGCCGCCCGACCUGCUGUCAGACCACCUGCUGCAGGACCUCCUUCAAGCCCACCUGUGUGACCAGCUGCUACAGCACCCCUUGCUGCCAGCCUAGGUGCUGCGUGUCCAGCUGCUGCCAGCCCAGCUGCUGUCAGUCCAGCUGCUGCCAGCCCAGCUGCUGCCAGCCAAGCUGCUGUCAGUCCAGCUGCUGCCAGCCCAGCUGCUGCCAACCCAGCUGCUGUGAGUCUAGCUGCUGUGGCCAAACCAGCUGUGGGUCCAGCUGCUGCCAGCCCACCUGCUGCAGAACCACCUGCUGGAAACCCACCUGUGUGACCAGCUGCUGCAGCGCCCCUUGCUGCCAGCCCAGCUGCUGCUGCCAGCCUUCUUGCUGCUGACCGGUUCCCCAGAAGAUCACCGUCGUCACAUGGCACUGACUUGCUGGUAAUCACCUCCUAGACUCUGCUGACAGCCAGUAUGCUCUCUCUGAAAUUGCUCUUAUGACUCCGCUUAUAUAAAAGUUUGCAAUUAGCUUUAUGGUGUGCGAAGCACUUCCUCCCGUUUUUCUUCUUUCUUACGUUCUGCGGAUCAAGUGUCAUCUUCAUAUGUCCUGGAUUUGGAGCUACAAUUUCAGCUUUGACUCAAGAGCUUCACUCUUUCUUUAUAUAACUUACAAAAACAACUUCUCACAGGUCUCCCAUAGAUUUAUGUAGCUGGUUGAUGAUCUUCGUGACUGUGUUUUCCUCCUUCAGUGCACUCAUGUUUCUGGUGUCCCCUGCUUUGCUCUAUUCCUGACCACUUUGAGUCUCCUCCUCUGCAGCAGGAAUCUUGCCUGUAUGCAUCUUAAUAAACUCUGAAGCAUCAAUCCUCACACACUGUUUCGUUUUGUUGUGUAGAAGAUCGGAGCUUAAACGUGCCUGCAGGUUGCACACCAAGCGCAUGUGUCUUUCUCGGUGUCACACUCGCUAUUCUUCAGUUAGAAACAGCUCAGGUAGCCAUCAUGGAGAGAGUGGAGGCAGGACAGGGUCCUGUGUGUCUGCUCAAGGACACCUGCAAUGACAUCUUAAGGUAGGCAGCAGUCUUACCUUUGGUUUCCAGGCCCUGCCAGGCUGAGUUUGCUGUCCUCGAUCAUUUGUGACUAUUACUGAGUAGAGAUGCACGGGAGAUGCAGUAGUCUGGUGAACCUCCUCAGCUCCACGUACAGUUCCCCCUCCAUCAUAAAAUUAUCCUUUGCUAAAUAACAACACCUUCCUUUCGUCUCAACUACUG
Molecule: messenger RNA, 1702 nt
Organism: Chinchilla lanigera (long-tailed chinchilla)
Lineage: Eukaryota; Metazoa; Chordata; Mammalia; Rodentia; Chinchillidae
Product: keratin-associated protein 9-2-like
Exons: 1
Coding region: 286-831 (181 amino acids)
Cellular component (GO): keratin filament
Source: RefSeq, a predicted model, not a curated record